AUGGACGGAAAAAGGAAACCCCUAGCAACUCUAAACAGCAGUAAUGUAUCGGAGCCACCAAAGAAAAAGCACGUAGUGCUAACGCUUCAACAGAAGCUGCAAGCGAUUCGGAGCGUUGAGAACGGAUCAACAAACCGGGAGACCAUUGAGAACACCGCCUAUAAAUACCAGGAGACCGGCGUGACGGAACGGCGCACGAUGAAAACAGCAAAGCUGGUUGCACUAGAGGAAGCUCUGUAUCUUUGGAUCUUACAGGAGCGUAGGAAGAAGCAUAUAUUAAUCCCGGAGAUAGUGCGAGCAAAAGCGGAACAAUUGUUUUCGAUGUUGCAGACUCGGAAUGUUUAUGAUUUGGAUGUUCAAUUUUCGUCGAGCAACGGAUGGUACGACAGAUUUAGGAAGCGGUACGGAUUGAAGAUGAUUGGUGUUGAAGGCGAACGUGCUUCUGCGAACGUUGAUGCUUUCGAACAGUUUAAAGUUAAUUUCAUUCAACAAAUUCAGGAGAAUCGUUACGAGAAAUGGGAAAUUUAUAAUGCUGAUGAAUCGGCAUUGUUCGUCAAGCUACUUCCUUCUCGCACAUUGGUCUUGAACGACGAAGACAUUGCCGAAGUUCAUUCCUCGGUACAGAAUUUUGCACAGCAGAACGGACGAGAACCUAGAGCGUUGUUACUCCUAGAUAAUUGUUCGGCGCACCACGAUGGUGGCAACAUUCUCGAAAGCAAUGACGGGAAAAUAAAAGUGAUUUUCCUUCCACCAAAUGUCACCUCACUCGGUCAGCCAAUGGAUCAAGGAGUACUCCAUGCGGUGAAGAAACGGUACAAGAAAAAACUCAUGCUUCAUUUGCUUCUUGAUGACACCGACUGCAGUAUCUUUGAAGAAAGGCUUAAGAAAAUCAGUCUGCGCCAAGUUAUUGACUGGUUACAUCAAUCAUGGGAUGAAAUCUCGCAUAAGACAAUUGAGGGUUCAUGGAAGAACCUUCUAGAUGAAUAUCCGCUCUUCGAUCUAGAAGAAGCUGAAAGUGGGUCGUUAGAUAAUGACGUAUUGUCUCUUGUGAAAGCUACAGCACAUUUCUACCAGGAGAAUCCUAGUAAUGAUGACAUAAAAGACUGGUUGAAUGACUCAGUAUGUGACAGCAAAGGGAACAAAAUCAUCGGUGAUUGUGAUGUGUACACUGACAACGAAAUUUUGGACAGCGUUCUACAUGAGAACAAAGCGGAACCCGAUGAGGAGUGGUUAGAAAAUUCGUCUAGUGAGCCGUUGCUUGUUAUUGAACCAUACGAAGAGGCAUAUGAGAACCACCAAAAAUCAAUAGAUUGCGUUGAUUUCCUGAUCGAUUUAAUGGAUCACAGACGAGAUGCAGCGGAAUCUAUUCAACUGCGGAAAUUGCGGAGCAAGCUAAUUGAAUCGGAGUGGCAACGUCGUCAACGUUAA
Armigeres subalbatus is the source of this 1428-nucleotide messenger RNA. Its product is annotated as jerky protein homolog-like. The record is from RefSeq and is a predicted model, not a curated record. Gene Ontology annotation, cellular component: nucleus. NCBI's taxonomy places the organism in Eukaryota, Metazoa, Arthropoda, Insecta, Diptera, Culicidae. The transcript has 4 exons. Gene Ontology annotation, molecular function: DNA binding. The coding region runs from base 1 to 1428 and encodes 475 amino acids.